AGCACACCACAAAGACUGACCAAUUCAGGGAGUGUUCUGAUUGGGAGUCCAUAUAACCCAGCUCCAACCAUGGUCACACAGACACACAUUGCGGAAGCUUCCGGAUGGGUCCCAGGGGACCGAAAACGGACUCGAGAAUUUAUAGAGUCAGAUUUUUCAGAGAGUAAGAGAAGCAAAAAAGGAGAUAAAAAUGGGAAGGGUCUGAGGCAUUUUUCAAUGAAAGUUUGUGAAAAAGUUCAGCGCAAAGGAACAACUUCAUACAACGAAGUCGCUGAUGAGCUGGUGUCAGAAUUCACAAAUUCUAACAGCCACCUGGCUGCAGACUCGCAGGCUUAUGAUCAGAAAAAUAUCAGACGGAGAGUUUAUGAUGCCCUUAACGUCCUGAUGGCAAUGAACAUCAUCUCAAAGGAGAAGAAGGAAAUCAGAUGGAUUGGCCUUCCUACCAACUCAGCUCAGGAAUGUCAGAACCUAGAGAUAGAAAAGCAGAAGCGGAUGGAAAGGAUAAAACAGAAGCGAGCCCAGCUACAGGAACUGCUGCUGCAGCAAAUAGCAUUCAAAAACUUGGUACAAAGAAAUCAACAAAAUGAACAGCAGAACCAAGGCCCUCCAGCUUUGAACUCCACAAUACAGCUGCCUUUCUUAAUAGUCAACACUAGCAAAAGAACAAUUAUAGACUGCAGAAUAUCAAGUGAUAAAUUUGAAUACCUCUUUAAUUUCGAUAACACUUUUGAGAUUCAUGAUGACACUGAGGUGCUGAAGAGAAUGGGAAUGUCCUUUGGGCUCGAGGAAGGCAAAUGCUCAGCUGAGGACCUAAGAACUGCAAAAUCACUGGUGCCAAAAGCUUUAGAAGGCUACAUCACAGAUAUGUCUGCAGGAUUUUCAUGGAUCAACCAAGGGUUACUUUCAAGUUCAGCACAAGCAGUUUCACAUUUAGAGGCAGCUGGAGACACUUACGAUGCUAAAUCAAGUGAGAAUCCAGGGUUGUGUUUGGAUGCUGAAGUGGCCUUAGCAACUGGGCAGCUUCUUGCCCCUAGCAGUCAGCAAUCCAGCACGGCAGCGUCGCGCUACUCGGAGUCCCGCGGUGAAACACCUUGCUCCUUCAAUGAUGAGGAUGAAGAGGAUGAAGAUGAGGAUUCUUCCUCCCCAGAAUGA
Messenger RNA from Acanthisitta chloris (rifleman), 1152 nucleotides. It is a transcript of the gene TFDP2, whose product is annotated as transcription factor Dp-2 (E2F dimerization partner 2). The record is from RefSeq and is a predicted model, not a curated record. The transcript is spliced from 9 exons. Gene Ontology annotation, molecular function: DNA-binding transcription factor activity, RNA polymerase II-specific; RNA polymerase II transcription regulatory region sequence-specific DNA binding. Bases 70 to 1152 code for a protein of 360 amino acids. Gene Ontology annotation, cellular component: transcription regulator complex; nucleus. Lineage: Eukaryota; Metazoa; Chordata; Aves; Passeriformes; Acanthisittidae. Gene Ontology annotation, biological process: regulation of cell cycle; regulation of transcription by RNA polymerase II.